AUGACGUUGCGCCAUCUUCUCUGUCAGGAGAAGCCAACCAUACGUCGAGAAACACGGCUCACUAAAAACACGACCGGCGAAUGGCCAAGAGUAAAGGGCAUCACCGUCUGGCAUGAAUUCACUUUGGAAAGUCUCAACGAAGCCUACGGUCACGUCCUCGACACCGACGUAUCCCAACUCGGCCUAGCCACGCCCCAGCCCAAGGAGCUUGAAGGGCUUGUGACCGAAAGAGACAAAGACAUCGGACACCUGAUCGGCUGGAAUGACGAGAUGUUGCAGCAGACUGCCCGUUAUGCCAAAAGACAACUUGAAUUAUGCCAAUCCAGCAACCUCACAUUCAGUUAUUCGACGCCCGAUGACUCAUUUAUUGCGAGGCUACCUACUGUGUCGACGCCCAUCCUUGUUGACCACGUCAUCGGCAUCGACGACCCCUUCCAGCCCGUUCUCGUUGUUGGCUUUGGGAGAACAAGCAAGAAAUGGAGCUGUACGAAACUCCUGACGCAGCUCCAGAGGCCCAGCCAGCAGCUCAGCUGGCCAAUACGACAGCUGGCAAAUAUUUGCCAGAAUGCCGGGACCCGAUAUGGAUACAUUCAGACAGAAGACGAGCUAGUUGCAUGCUGCUUCAGCAUAGCGGACGGUUGCUCGUUCAAGGCGGAAAUCAUGCCCGUCCCAUGGACGAAGCACGGCAUCCAUACGCUCACGACGGAUCUUGCUCUGUGGUGGCUCUGCAUGCUAGCCAUGGCCCCCGACCAGAGCCGCAACAUUGUACGCGAGCGAGAUGUGGUUAGAAUCAACCAAUGGAGAGAGGUUCAGGGGUGGCAAGGAACUCUAUAUCGCCAUCAAUAUUCGAACUUUGAGAAGCCAAAGGGCACUCCUGACCCCCCUCUCUCGCCGCGUACCUUUAAUGCUUUGCUUGAAGAUGUGGCAUCUUUCGCAAAUCUGGGGCCUGACUUCAAUAGCCUAGGCUCGUCUGGUUUCGGUCAUCCGGGCCAGCAGUCUGAGCAGCCUGACUGGAGCAACUUGGCCAGUAUCAGCGAGCUUACGCAUUUAGAUUCCUUCAAUGACCAUGUUGCCAAGUAG
Messenger RNA from Metarhizium brunneum ARSEF 3297, 1080 nucleotides. RefSeq lists its product as uncharacterized. Lineage: Eukaryota; Fungi; Ascomycota; Sordariomycetes; Hypocreales; Clavicipitaceae. The record is from RefSeq and is a predicted model, not a curated record.